AUGUCUACUUCCAUCGAACUCGGCUCGAAUGCUCUCCAGCCGAUCAUUUCGAGCGGUGGUGGUGUCUACUCCAAGAGAAAGGGACAAAAGAGCAUCGACAUCCCAGCAGCGGUCGAUGGUAAGAUCGUGGAGGAGGAUGAUUCCAUCAUCGAGAAAGACGUGGUCGAUGAGCGCGAUGUGAGGAAGAAGCAGUUGUUCAGCCGAUUCCAGACGUUAUGGCUUGCAUAUCAGUCCAUUGGUGUCAUUUACGGUGACAUUGGUACCAGCCCUCUAUACGUCUUCUCGUCUACCUUCAGCGGGAACCCAAGCUACGAUGACCUGGUUGGCGCCUUGUCACUCGUUAUCUGGAGUCUGACUAUCAUGGUGACAAUCAAGUAUGUUUUGAUUGUCCUAUUUGCCGACGAUGAAGGUGAAGGAGGAACCUUCGCUCUCUUUACCCUAAUAUCGCGAUAUGCACACCUCAUCGAGCGCGAUCCCCGAGAAGAACGGUCCAUCAAAAUGGAGCGUUACAACACCAAUGAGAUGCAUCGGCCUAACAAAACCUUGCGAUCCUUAAUAGAGCGCAGUAACAUCAUGAAGUGGUUUUUCAAAGUCGUGGCGGUAGGUGGCGUGGGCCUCCUUAUGGCUGAUGGUGUUCUAACUCCAGCUCAAUCUCUCCUGGGUGCCAUUCAAGGAGCUACUGUUGUGAACCCAAACAUUGGUUCUAACGUCGUGAUUGGUGUGUCCUGUGCGAUUAUCGUCUUGGUUUACGCUGUUCAACCAUUUGGCACGGGAAAACUGGGCAUAACAUUUGCACCUAUUGUCAUUAUAUGGCUGAUGUUCAACUUCGCGUUCGGAGUUUAUAACUUGGUGCAUUACGACGCCUCGGUCUUCAAAGCCUUCUCCCCAUAUUUCGCCGGAGCUUUUCUCGUCCGUAAUGGCCACAACGGUUGGAUGCAGCUCGGUGGUAUUCUCCUGGCCUUUACAGGUGUGGAGACCUUGUUUGCCGACCUAGGUGCUUUUAACAGACAGGCCGUUCAAAUUUCAUGGUGCUGUUACGCCUAUCCGUGCCUUUUGAUGGGGUAUAUCGGACAAGCCGCCUACAUCAGUGUCAUCCCCAGCGCAUGGGAAAAUCCUUUCUACCUGACGGUUCCACCUGGAAUGCUCUGGCCCAGUUUGAUCUUCGCAGUUCUCGCCUGCAUCGUCGCCAGUCAAGCUGUUAUCACAGGCGCUUUCCAGCUCCUGUCCCAAAUUAUGAAACUGUCCUACUUUCCUCAGCUUAAGGUGGUGCACGUAUCCAAGUCUCAGCAUAACCAGAUCUAUAUUCCGUUCGCAAAUUGGGUCCUCAUGAUUGGAACAGUCAUAGUGACUGCGGUUUACACCAAUACCACUAAUCUCGGCCAUGCCUAUGGCGUUUGCGUUAUCCUGGUCACCUUUCUGACCACUAACAUGGUCUCCUUGGUUGCUCUCAUUGUGUGGCGGCUACCUAUCUACAUUGUACUCCCUGUCUAUAUCGUCUUUGCGCUGUGGGAUGGGAUGUUUCUGUCCGCUUCACUGACAAAGAUUCCUCUUGGUGCAUGGGUCACUCUCAUGAUUGCCGGUGUGCUGACUUCCAUCUUCGUUAUUUGGCGCUAUGGCAAAGAAGAGCAAUGGAAGGCAGAGGCCGCGGACAACGUGCCUCUGUCCCAGGUCGUCCGCUUCCAAUCUGAUCUUGAGAAUGAGGAGUCUCUUCAGCUUCAAUUGAUAGAAGGUCUCGGCCAGGCCCCUAUCUACCAGACUGAUGGGCUCGGCAUCUUCUUCGACAAAGCCGGGAGUCAAGCCGUUGCUCCGCAUGUCCUGGUGCAAUUUCUCCAGAAAUUCAGGGCUACUCCUAAAUUCAUGGUUCUUUUUCACCUACACCCCCUCCCGGUGCCAACAGUGGAACCUGAAUAUCGAUACACAGUCUCCCGCUGCUUCGCCAGCCGGGCUAACGGCCAAGGAAAAGCGCCUAUUCCUCACUGCUUUCGCCUGGUGGUGCGCUACGGAUACACCGAUGAGGUCAUCACGCCCAACCUGGGUAAGCUCGUCACAGAUGCCGUCCGUACCUUCCUACUUGGUGAAGAUCAGGCCAGAGAUGAGAUUCGGCUCUCGCUCAAGGCUCUGGACCGUGCCUAUAAUGACCAGGUCACUUAUAUCGUGGGGAAGAACCAGCUGUGUAUCAAGAAAGGUACCAACUUUUUCCGGUGGGCAGCCUUAACUGCAUUCGUUUGGAUUCGUUCGAUCACCUCUGCUAAGGUGCAACGUCUAAAUGUCGAGGUUGACCGUCUGGUUGAAGUGGGAUCUUUACGGGAAAUUUAG
Messenger RNA from Penicillium lagena, 2316 nucleotides. Its product is annotated as potassium transporter. Gene Ontology annotation, molecular function: potassium ion transmembrane transporter activity. The coding region runs from base 1 to 2316 and encodes 771 amino acids. The record is from RefSeq and is a predicted model, not a curated record. The transcript has 11 exons. NCBI's taxonomy places the organism in Eukaryota, Fungi, Ascomycota, Eurotiomycetes, Eurotiales, Aspergillaceae. Gene Ontology annotation, cellular component: membrane. Gene Ontology annotation, biological process: potassium ion transmembrane transport.